This is a messenger RNA of Chinchilla lanigera (long-tailed chinchilla), 4700 nucleotides long. It is a transcript of the gene Rnf180, whose product is annotated as ring finger protein 180. Gene Ontology annotation, cellular component: endoplasmic reticulum membrane. The transcript has 9 exons. NCBI's taxonomy places the organism in Eukaryota, Metazoa, Chordata, Mammalia, Rodentia, Chinchillidae. Gene Ontology annotation, molecular function: metal ion binding; ubiquitin conjugating enzyme binding; ubiquitin protein ligase activity. The record is from RefSeq and is a predicted model, not a curated record. Gene Ontology annotation, biological process: serotonin metabolic process; protein polyubiquitination; norepinephrine metabolic process. The coding region runs from base 180 to 1964 and encodes 594 amino acids.
CGGGGAGGGCGGCGCACACCCCCUGCGCGGCCGGCGUCCUCCGCCCGCGUCCGCGCCUUUUGUCUGGUCCUUCUCGGCGCCGCUGUUUCAGCUGCUUUUGUUGCAGCCCCGAGUCUGGAGUGCGCGGACUUUCUGCGAGGCAGAGGUCAGAAGUGAGGCUAACCAGCCUGGAGACGGAGAUGAAAAGAAGUGAAGAAUUGAUAACUGAAAAUCAUAAUGAAGAGAAAAUAACUAUUCUUCGUUGUUGGAAAUGUAGAAAAUGUAUAGCAAAUUCUGAUUACUUAAUGAAUUAUAGUGAGAACCAAGAAAUUAAGGAUAGACAUGCUUCUGGUGACAUGCAAGAUCUUUGUCAUGUGUGGCACAUGAAUCUAGAAGCCCUUCCAGAAUGGAUAAGCUGCCUAAUACACAAGGCACAGUGGACUUUUGGAAAAUUGAAUUGCCCUUUCUGUGGGGCCCAUUUAGGGGGCUUUAAUUUUGUCAGCACUCCAAAAUGUUCCUGUGGCCAGCUCGCAGUUGUAUAUCUCUCCAAGAGCCGGACCGAUUAUCAAGCAACACAGGCAAACAGAUUAAUGAGACCAUCGCUGAAAUACUUGUCCCAUUCUGGAAUUCAGUCAGGUUGUAACAAGGAAACUCUGCUGACAGGUGGUGGCUCCAAAAACAUGGCCCAAAAUAAUAAUGGCCUUGGAAGAUUAACAGAAGCACUCUGCCUGGAGGUGGGAUCAACGUAUUUUCAGAUGAAGAAUGAAAAAUUGCUCUUUAAAACACCAGAUUCAAAAUACCAGCUUUUUGUUCCCCAGCUUGUGUCUGGCCGAUGCACGGCAAGAGCUUUUCAUAGAAAAUCACAUAGUUUGGAUCUGAACAUCAAUGAGAAGCUGACUUUAUUACCUACUUUAUAUGAAAUACAUAGUAAGACUAGUGCCUAUACCAGGCUAAAUGAAACACAGCCUAUUGACCUUUCAGACUUGCCUUUACAGUCUAGUAAGAAUAGCUGUUCUUUUCAAAAUCCAUCCAGUUUUGAUACUGAUUUGCUGCUACAAAGACUUUCAGUGGCUUCCCGUGAGACCCAGACACAAAGAGGAAGAGAAUUUCAGUGUGGUCUAGAAGCUUCUUCAGUGUACUCGAACCACACUAAUAGCAACAACCUGACUUUGCUGGUGGACCUACCCUCAGCUGGCAGGAGCAUGUUAGAGGCCUCAGACCAAGAAGAGCCCCUCUCCCCUCUGGACUUCCUACGUUCAGCCAGUAAAUUUUCAUUGGGCAACAUUAAUCAGAGGCUCAAUAAGAGAGAACGAAGCAAGUUGAGGAAUCUGAGAAGAAAACAACGAAGGCAUGAAAGAUGGCUACAGAACCAGGGUAAAUGCUCAGGAGUGGGAUUGCUGGAUCAUAUGACAGUUCAUCAUCUUCAACUAUGUACUUUGAAUGAUGAGAUGAGUACAGAUGAUGACAAUGACUAUGCAGAGGAAAAGGAUAGCUACAUAUGUGCAGUGUGUCUGGAUGUUUAUUUCAACCCUUACAUGUGUUACCCUUGUCACCACAUCUUCUGUGAGCCCUGCUUACGGACCCUGGCCAAAGACAAUCCUGCAAAUACUCCCUGCCCACUGUGUCGGACAAUUAUUUCUAGAGUCUUUUUCCAGACAGAACUGAACAAUGCCACGAAAACAUUCUUCACUAAAGAAUAUUUGAAAAUAAAACAAAGCUUUCAGAAAUCCAGCUGUGCAAAAUGGCCCCUACCAAGCUGCAGAAAAGCUUUCCAGCUUUUUGGAGGUUUCCACAGACGGGCAGCUCCAGUUACAAGAAGGCAAUUCCCACAUGGUGCACAUAGGAUGGAUUAUCUGCACUUUGAGGAUGACAGCCGUGGAUGGUGGUUUGACAUGGAUAUGGUGAUCAUCUACAUUUAUUCAGUGAACUGGGUCAUUGGAUUCAUUGUUUUCUGCUUUCUUUGCUAUUUUUUCUUUCCGUUUUAGGAAUUGUCAUACUUUACAACAGCUGAACAAUCAUAAAUGUAAAUAACAAUUACUUAAACAUUUUUAAAAUGUGCUUUUAUAAUGUUGACUAUAUAAAUCAUUGGUAUUUAUAGAAAGUGUGAAAAUAAUGGAUUUAUUUAUUAAUGUUUUCAUGUGACAAACUAAACUUUAUUCAAAAGCUAAUCUAUCUAGCAUUUGGAAACAAUGCAAUAUUAAUUUCAUAGUUCUUGGAUUUAGUAUUUGGGGCUCUAAUUUUACAAUGACACUUUUAUACUUAUUUUGAUGGUUAUAUACUGAGGUUUUUCUCUUCACUUAAAAAUUGUUAAAAUGCAAAUGAUAAUCUAGGUGCAAAGUAACUAUAUUAAUAAGACCUUUAGUCAGUUACUACUUAUUCUUAGCAAAUGAUAUGCAUUAAAGAUAAACCAUAUUCUCUGGGAACUAAUCUAGCAGGGUAUAUUCCACUUGGUUUCCAAUUAUUUCUAUUUAUCUCCUCUUCUAUUACCAAUAAAACCUGACUAUCCUUUUUGUACAGACCUAACAAUAGCUUCAAUACAGUGUUUUAUAUUGUAAACAACAGAAUGGUAAAUACAAAUGAACUCUGAGACUCACCCCCACCAAUACUUUAGAGAGCCAUGUUAGCCUUUACAAUUUCAAGAGAAAUUGUAGAAAUUCUCUUUUAUUUCCUUGAAGAAAUAAAAAAAGACUGACUUUUAGUAACCUAAAGGAGCAAUGCAUGUUCAAAAUAUAAUUUAGUGAUUCAUUUAACUAGAAGAUUGUCAAAUAUAUUGUAAAUGUGCAAUAAAGAGUGGCUUUUAAAUUUUUUUCAUUUUUAGUAAUUGAUUUAAUGACUGGGCUAAAGAAUUGCGGGAGAUACGUGUAUGUAGAACAAAAGCCUGAUGUUUAUUUUUAUUUAUAUUAUAGUACCCCGUAAAAUUACUUUUUUCUUAUGAAAAUAAAAAACCUGAAGUUUUCAAGUGUGGGAAGAAAUUGGGCAGUUAUCCCAAUUUCAAAAGUGAAGAACCUACAGAAAGACGCAUAAAUUUAUUUGUCCAUUUUCUCAGGUGUUCUUUUUGAAAUCUGGGACAAAGGUUUUGAUUAUAAACUACUAAUCCAACAUCUCUAUGCUAUGAUAUCAUAUGCCUGAUAAUUCAGUAAGUAUAUUCUAACAUAAAAUAGGCAAAUCUCUGGCGCUACAAAUACUACCACUAUUCAGAAAAACUGGGAUGGCGCAGUCUAUGAAAAGUCAAAAUUUGACCUAAUUACUCUUUACUGUAUUUAAGUAUAAGCACUUGACCAUUGGUAUGUGAUGUUCAAAGACAUACAGAAGAGUGGUACAGGUUUUGAUUGAUAGUAUUCUUAUUGUUGUUCAAAAUUAUAUGUGAAAGAAAAUAAUAGCAUAUAUUUGCCAUAUCCAAGAAAUACGAAAGUAUUACAAUUUAGAAACACAGAGAUAAAUUUGUGUUUAUCAAAGAAUACUUAUAAUCACUAAUUCAUUGCACAAAGUAAAGAUAACAUAAGGGAAAAUGUCAGCCCUCUUAAAAUGUAUAUCAGGGUUAAAAUAUUGAAGUGCGAUGGGUGGAAUAACAUUCUAAGAAUUUAAAUUCUAGUCACUUCCUAGGCAACUCCUAACUGAUAAUGCACUAUUAAGUGUGGCUGGAUUCAUUCCUAAAUUACUUAUUGAUUUUAAUUAUAUAUAAAUUAAAGGAAAUAAUUUUAUAGAUACAUGUUUCUCAGGGACAAGGCUGAUUGAUUAGACAUGUCGUGGUAGAUACUACUUUAUAGAUCUGGGUCUGUAAACUAAAUACACAGCUAUAUAACACCUAUCAGUAAAUACAGCACCUUUAAAAAGAGCAUAAUGUGAAGGGCAACCCUAACUGGCCUGAGUUAUAACUUGACCUGAUAAUUCUGUCGUGUGCCCUACUCAAAAUAAAAGUAAACUUAGAAAAUAUAUUACUAAUUUCACUUCAAAAUAUCUUUUAAAUUUCCUACAAAUAGAGCUAAAAGCUGCCAAAUAUUAAAAUGUAACAUUUCAUAAAGCUAAAAAUUUAUGAGAAGCCAGACAAAACCUAAAAUGAAAAGAUACCAUUCAUUUUCUUCUGCCAUCUAGCACACAGACAUUCAGUAGCUGAAUUUAUAAAGGCAAUGGCUGAAUUAUGCUUUUUCUUUAGGUUUCACAGUAUCACUUGAAAAUUCAUUUCACAGUAAAAAACCAAAUAAAGGAAAAGAAGAAAUAUCCUACAACUAAUGAAAUACUAUUUUUGUCCCAACUAAUAUUAUUUAAUAAAUUUCAUUUUAUGAGCUGUUAUUAUUUCUCCUAUGCUUAAUUAUGAAGAUUAAUUUUAAACAUUUCAUAUAUUCAUAAAAGUAUGCCCAAAUGAAGGUACAUUUCUGAGUAUUUUCAGCAAAUAAUUUCUUUGAUUUUUUAAAAGCAAAUUUAAAAUCUAGACCUAUUUAUCUUACAUUCAGCUGAAGAUAAAGAAAUCUAAAUUAGAUAAAAUGUAAAAGAAACCAGAAUUUCUGUGACUCACCAAAUUUAAGAAUGAGAGCAAAAAACAUUUAGUAUUUCUGUGUCAGCUAUAUUAUCAGUGCCCCUCCAGCAUUAAAUGCUAAAUCUAACAACAGGGCAACUUUGCUUUGUGAUUUUGCUAAGACAAAUCUUGAUGACAAAAUGCAACUUCAUAAAAUUUUCAUGUAAAAGUCUUCUGUAUGAUUAAAAUAAUAUCAUAUUCCUAAAAA